GAAAAAAGAUGACAAGAAAGAGGAACCCAAAAAGGAUGACAAGAAAGACGAGAAAAAAGACGAGAAAAAAGACGAGAAGAAAGAUGAGAAGAAAGAUGACAAGAAAGACGACAAGAAAGAUGACAAAAAGGAUGAUAAAAAAGAUGAUAAAAAGGAAGAACCAAAGGAGGUGUGGAUCAUGGACCCUGCCACCGAUUUGUACUAUUACUGGCUGUGCACAAUAUCCAUCCCAGUGUUCUACAACCUAAUGUUCCUGGUUGCCAGGGCUUGUUUUAAUGAACUGCAGUAUGCAAAUACAAGCACAUGGAUGGUUUUGGACUACAUUUCCGAUACUCUCUACUUCAUUGACACCUUUGUGAGAGCCAGGACAGGUUUUCUGGAACAAGGUCUUCUUAUAAAGGACGAGAAGAUGCUGAAAGAAAAGUACAUGAAGACAUUCCAGUUCAAGGCAGACAUCAUAUCAAUACUUCCUACAGAUAUUAUAUUCCUCCAAAUUGGAGUUGACAACCCAGAGUGGAGGUUCAACCGUCUUUUCAGGUUAGCCCGACUCUUUGAGUUCUUUGACCGGACAGAAACUCGAACAAAUUUCCCCAACAUCUUCCGAAUUGGUAAUCUAGUACUUUACAUCAUCAUCAUUAUCCACUGGAACGGUUGCCUCUACUUUGCCAUCUCCAAGGUGCUUGGCUUUGGCUCAGACACCUGGGUUUAUCCAGACCUGAAGAAUCGUGAGUAUGCUCGCCUGGCCAGGCAGUACAUCUACUGCUUUUACUGGUCCACUCUUACUCUGACCACCAUUGGAGAGACACCACCCCCAGUUCGAGACUUUGAAUACUUUUUUGUGGUGGCUGACUUCCUCACUGGGGUUCUGAUCUUUGCCACAAUUGUCGGCAAUGUUGGUGCCAUGAUUUCCAACAUGGGUGCUGCACGUGUAGAGUUCCAGGCAAAGAUUGACUCUAUCAAGCAGUACAUGCAAUUUCGAAAGGUCACCAAAGACCUGGAGGUAAGGGUAGUGAAGUGGUUUGACUACCUGUGGACAGAGGAGAAAACCUGUGAUGAGAAGCUGGUGCUGAAGAACCUGCCAGACAAGCUAAAGGCUGAGAUCGCCAUCAAUGUCCAUCUGGAGACUCUAAGUAAAGUGCGCAUCUUUCAAGACUGUGAAGCGGGUUUGCUGGUUGAGCUGGUCCUCAAACUUCAGCCUCAAGUUUUCAGUCCUGGUGACUACAUCUGUAAGAAGGGGGACAUCGGCAGGGAAAUGUAUAUCAUCAAAGAGGGAAAACUGGCUGUAGUAGCAGAUGAUGGGGUCACCCAGUUUGUGGUCCUCAGUGAUGGGGCAUACUUUGGAGAAAUCAGCAUCCUUGGUAUCAAGGGAAGUAAGGCAGGAAACCGAAGAACAGCCAACAUCCGAAGUGUGGGCUACUCUGAUCUGUUUGCCCUGUCCAAAGAUGAUCUAAUGGAGGUACUCGUCGAGUAUCCUGAUGCUAAAACUUUGCUGGAAGAGAAGGGAAAGGCAAUCCUGAUGAAAGAUAAUCUCAUAGACGAGUCGCUGAUGACUGCCAUAGAUGCCAAAGACUUGGAGAACAAAGUCGACGUCAUUGAAGCCAGUUUGGAUGUCAUGGCUAUCAAAUUUCGAAAGCUGGCAGAACAGUUUGAAUCUUCUCAGCGCAAACUCAAGCAAAGGCUCACUAAUAUGUCGAACCAAGUCCGAACCCUCAGAGUAGAUGAGUAG
Molecule: messenger RNA, 1726 nt
Organism: Plectropomus leopardus (leopard coralgrouper)
Lineage: Eukaryota; Metazoa; Chordata; Actinopteri; Perciformes; Serranidae
Source: RefSeq, a predicted model, not a curated record